AUGAACGUUCAGCUAUAUGUCUAUGAUCUGUCGAAGGGCCUAGCGCGCAAUCUGUCAGGAGCUUUAUUGGGAGUCCAGAUUGACGCUAUCUACCACACCUCUGUUGUUUUCGAGGGUAUUGAAUAUACUUACGAUGGAGGGAUCAAAACUGUCAAGCCUGGCGAAACUCAUCUGGGUAAACCAUUGCAGAUUAUAGAGUUAGGGAAGACAGAUCUACCUAUGGAUGUGAUUCUGGAAUAUCUGGACUCUUUGAAAGAAAUCUACACCUUUGAGGCGUAUGAUCUCUGGAAACAUAAUUGUAAUAACUUUUCGAACGAUUUUGCUACAUUCCUGGUUGGCCAGGGAAUCCCCGAGCAUAUUACGAACCUCCCAGAAACUGUUCUCAACACUCCCUUUGGCCGAAUGAUUCAACCGCACUUCGAUGAUUAUGUUACUUUGAAUAAUAUGAAUAAUGGCGGUCUUUUGGGUAUCCAAAAUACAGAGGAUCCGCAGCAGCAAGCAUCGAUGUCACAGGUUCGACAUGCCCAAACUUCUGCUGAAUUGAACAAUCUCUUGAACUCGGCCAGGAAAAAAUGCGCAGUUAUUUUCUUCACUUCCCAUAAUUGCGGUCCAUGCAAACCUCUGUAUCCUGUCUUUGAGCAACUCGCAAAGGAUGCAGGACGCAAAGCCGUUUUCAUAAUAGUUGAUAUUGCCCGGUCAUAUGAGAUUGCCACAAGAUACAGUGUUACCGCGACGCCGUCUUUUGCGACUUAUUUACAAGGCGAAGAGGAAAAACGUUGGGCGGGAGCAGAUGUAGCAACUCUACAACGAAAUGUAGGGGUUCUGGUACAAAUGGCAUUCCCGCCACAUGCACAUGAGUCUUUACGUUUACCAGCACUUCGUGCACCAAAUAUGUUGCCAGUUAUUUACACUAAAGUUCCGCCACUUGAAAAGCUCAAAGCAAAGAUGGGACCUGCUGCUGAUAUUCCAGCAGUCAAAGGAGUUCUCCACUUUGUAUCAGAGGGACAAUCAAAGCCCGCAGCACAGACUCAUCUCCCGGAUCUGGAUUCUUUUAGUUGGUUUUUACGAGAAGCUCCUUCUAAAUUACCUACUGAAGUCAUGUUUACAAUCGUUGAUGUCCUUCGAUGUGCUCUUGUGGAUCCAAGACUUAGUGGUUACUAUGCUGAGGAAAAUAACCACAAAACUAUUGCUCCACUAUUCACACACAUCAAUAGUCUUAAAGAAUGCCCCUACUCACUCCGUUUAGUCGCACUUCAAACAGGUUGCAAUUUAUUCACAAGUCCCUUAUACCCUCAACACAUUCUCGGCUGUCCGACCCUAACCAACCCACUCGUUCAACUAAUCACAACCUCGCUGCUUGAUGACGCACAUCAUAACGUUCGUGUUGCAGCCGCAAGUCUUGCCUUCAAUAUGGCGUUUGCCAAUUCUAGUCUCCGUAUAGAAGACCACAAAGAAGUAUUACCUGAGAGCGAACAAAUAGAACUAGCCGCAUCUUUAUUAGAAGCUAUACAAGAAGAAAAAGAAUCUCCAGAAGCAUUGAAGGGAUUCUUAUUGGCGUUUGGACAUUUGGUAUUUGGAACUCCGAAAGAUGGAGAGUUGGUGGAUUUGUUGAAGAGUAUGGAUGCUCAACGGACCAUCCUGGGUAAAGCGAAAGCUUUUCCUAAGGAAAGUUUGAUCAAAGAGAUUGGACAGGAGUUACUUGGGAAGGGCUUAGAAUAG
Molecule: messenger RNA, 1719 nt
Organism: Botrytis porri
Lineage: Eukaryota; Fungi; Ascomycota; Leotiomycetes; Helotiales; Sclerotiniaceae
Exons: 2
Coding region: 1-1719 (572 amino acids)
Biological process (GO): protein modification by small protein removal
Molecular function (GO): peptidase activity
Source: RefSeq, a predicted model, not a curated record